This is a messenger RNA of Phaedon cochleariae (mustard beetle), 1930 nucleotides long. Lineage: Eukaryota; Metazoa; Arthropoda; Insecta; Coleoptera; Chrysomelidae. The record is from the annotation of a GenBank genome assembly.
UGACACCAAAAGUUUUGUCAAUGUCGUUUCACGUUUUAAGGACGAUGUUUGGGUGUACAAAGCAACAAUAAUAAACUACAAAAGGAUGCCUCCGACGGGCAAAUUUCACAGCCACGCAAAACAGCCCAAAAUAUCUGUAGAACACGAUCCCCAGCAAUGCAACCACCGGCUGAAUGGCCAGUUCAUUCACUACAAGCCCUUGAGGGCCACCGAGGGCAAGACGGUGGUGAGGACGUUCGAUGCCGACGGCUCCAGGGACCUCAUCGUGCCGAACCGCUGUCCCAUCGACAGGCCGGCCAUCUUGGGGCAGUCCGAGUUCCGGAGGCUCAAGCAACAGGCGCACGUAGUAACUUUGAAAGACAGAGUCGAAAUGAUCGAAGAAGCAGAAAGGCAGAGAAACAAAUUGCAAGCGGAAAGUAUGCAACGAAAAGACGAUUUGAUGAAAGCCCAAAAAGAACAAAAAGCUGUUCCUGGAAGUAAGCUGGAAACUGUAGAAUCAGAAGCUGCAAAAAAGAACCUGUAUCUGCUGAGACGUUCCAAAGAGUUGAUAAUUGAACAAGACGACAGAGUCAAGGUGGCUAACGGUAUUAUUUUGGCGGCAAAAUGUCGGGCCAUAAGAAACGCACAAAUAGCCGAAAAAAAGGUUGUAGAGCAACAACUUCAAGAAGAAAAUAGAAGACUCGAUAUGAUGAUGGAACAGCAAAGACAAAAGCUCAUCAAAACUGAAGAAAAGAAAAGAGAGAUUGAAAAUAAAAAGAAGCAAAGAUACGUCACCGAGGUCAAGCAACAGAUAAAAGAGAACGAGAUAACGCAGUUACUGGAGGCGGAAAAGACGGAAGAAGAAAGCCGGAUGUUGAACAAAGCGUUGAUCGCUUUGCAGAAGGAGGAGGAGGAGAAACUGAGGCAGAAGAAGGAGACGCAGCUGAAGAUGCGAGAGGAGUUCCGGAAAGCUAACGAAGAGGCCGAACGGUAUAAGAGUAUGAGGCAGGAGGAACAGAGGGUUGCCGAAAUGAGAGUCCAAGAGUUCAUGAGGCAAAAAGCAGCCAGGGAAGAGGCCAGAGAAAAGGAGAUGGCUGUGACGAGAGCUGCUAAGGAGAAGGAGAUCGCCAGGAUGAGGGCGCAGCAGGAGAAGGGCCAGGACUAUCAGGCCCUCAUGGACGAGAUGAACGCUUUGAGGUCGCAAGAGGAGAAAGAGAGAGAGUGGCGCGAAACCGAAAAAAUCGCUGUCAAGAAGAAGCUCGAUUUGAUAGAAGAUUUGAAGGUCGCCAGGGCCAAGCAAAUAAAUGAUAUAAGAAAAGCUCAGGCAGUGUCUUUGGCUAGAGAUGAAGAAGAUUUUAUGAAGGUUGCGAAAGUGCAAAGACAGCUGUUCGAGAAGGACUUGGAGGAGCAGCAGAAGAAGAAGCAGCAGAUCGCCCGGCAUCGCAAAGAGUUGCUGAUGCAAAUCAACGACAAGGAGCGCGAGAGAAUACACUGGCAGCAGGAGAGGUUCGAGGACGGCAGGGCGCAACGUUUGGAGGUGGAAAUCAAGGACAAAAACGUCGAGGAUUAUCUGAAACAGAAAAUCGACAAGCUCAAGGAGAAUAAUAUACCGGAGCAGUAUAUUGGUGAUAUAGAAAGGCGACUGAAACUGAGAAAAUAAUAUUGUUUCUUCAACAUAAUAUAUUAUAUAUUUUUUAUAUCUAUUUCGAAAGAAAUGUUGAUUUUUAUCGUACAUUGACUUGAAAUUAAUCAACCUUACACCAUCAAAGGUAAUACGAGUACUUUAAAUUUUAUCGAUACAUUUUUAUUUUCCACGAACACUCUUAUUUCUCGCGAUUUUAUCUAAAUCUGUUUUGUUUGAUUAUAUUUAUAAAAAACGAAAAGCUACGGAAAUUAAUGUUGUCACAACUCAAUUGCCAAUCAGAAAUUUUCAGUGAAUAUUCGCGAUUAA